AUGGGAGCUGCCCUGGCUGCCGCCUGCGCACGCGUCGAACAGCCAGCUGCCACUGGCGACCAAACGGAAGGUUUGCAGGCCUUCGACCGCGCUUUGCUCGCGCAGGUGAAGAAGGGCAAGUUGGAGGACAACUAUGAGAUGUUGGAAGAGCUGGGCAGUGGCAGUUUCGGUGUUGUGAGCAGAGCCAGAGACAUUCGCACAAAGGCCGUUUCCAUGGCAACCUAUGUUGCCGUGAAGACCAUCCCCAAAAAGAAGAUCUCGGAUCCAAAAACCGUCAAAGAUGAGUUUAAUGUUCUCCGCCAGCUGGACCAUGCACAUAUUUGCAAAGCCUACGAAUGCUAUGAGGAUCGCCGCCACAUAUACUUGGUCAUGGAUAUUUGUGCCGGUGGCACUUUGCUGGAAAGCUUGUGCGUUCAGCAACGAUUCCCUGAGCCAGAUGCGGCAAAGAUCAUGCGACAGACUCUUUCUGCUUUGUCUUACCUGCACCAAGCCAAUUUCAUAUUUCGUGAUUUGAAAACCGAAAAUAUCAUGUUCGCAAAGCCUGUACAAGAUGGAGAAGUUGGCAACAUCAAACUGAUUGACUUCGGCUUGUGUUGCCCGUUUCGACCUGGAGCGAAGAUCACCCGUGCGGCUGGCACCCCGUACAGCGUUGCCCCCGAGCUCGUGACUGCUCCCGUACAGUAUGACCAGCGGUGUGACUCCUGGAGUGCCGGUGUUGUGAUGUUCAUCAUUCUGUCUGGCCAGUAUCCUUUUUCUGGCAAGACGAAGGAAGAGCUCCUGCACAAGAUACGGAAAGAGCCCGUUAGCUUCAAGAGCGCUCGGUGGAAAAAGAUCACCAAAGAAGGCAAAUCCAUCUUGGUGGAGCUGCUGCGCAAAAAGCCCGAAAACCGAUGCUCUGUGGCCGAUGCCCUGCGCCACGAAUGGCUGAAGGUUCAGGUGCAGCUGCCAAGUGCAGAAAUUAUGCAAGGAAUCGUCGAGACCAUGAUCCAGUUCCAGUCCUUGAACCUUAUGCAGAAGGCGGCAUUAACCGCCCUUGCAUGGCGAGCUUCGGACGAGGACACACAGCAUUUGAGGCAAGUCUUCGAAUGCUUGGAUCGAGAUGGAAAUGGGCACAUGACCAUGGGAGAGCUCCGCGGAGCGUUUGCAGAGGUCGGCGUGACCUUGCCGGGGGGGUUGAGCCUGUGUGGAGUCGGCACAGACGGUAACGACACCAUCGAAUACACUGAGUUCCUGGCAGCAGCUCUGGACAAGAAGAAAGUGUUGAAGGAAGAUGUCGUUUGGGAAGCUUUCAAGAUCUUCGAUGCCGACGGGAGUGGCACUGUAACAAAGGCAGAGCUAUGCAAACUGCUAAGUUCUGGUCGCACCAGCGACAAGACGAAGCAGGAGAAGGAGUCCAAGGCAAUCGAAGUCUUUCUCGACAACUACGACACUUCUGGAGAUGGCGUUGUGGAUUUCGAUGAGUUCAUGGGUAUGUUAGAUGAGAGUCAUACCAGGACCAAAAGCAAGCAGCCGCAUUCAACCACAAACUUGGUAAGUCACACCAUCUGUACCUUCUAG
This is a messenger RNA of Symbiodinium sp. CCMP2592, 1557 nucleotides long. The record is from the annotation of a GenBank genome assembly. Lineage: Eukaryota; Dinophyceae; Suessiales; Symbiodiniaceae.